GAUUCUUUCUCCUUUCUCUUCUUCUGUAGCAAGAACUGAAACCCUAGCUAUUUUCUUCGAAUCCAUGGCUUCCCUCGAAACAAAUCUCAACGAUCCCCAACCCCAAACCCUAGAUUCUCAAGCUCCUGGACAAACCUUCACGGAGUAUCCUCAAUUUCAACCUCUCGGCCACGACAUCGAUAAUGCUCAAAAUCAUGCUGGGAACGAGAAUUCUUCUUUUAAACAUGAGAUUCACAUGCCUUUGCUGUCUGAGAAUGGGGUUACCAACAACACACACAGUGGGACCGACAAGGAUUAUUCCGGUGGCGAAGAGGAGACCACGAGCAGGAGGCGACGUCGGAGCCGGUGGGAUCCGCCAUCAGAUUUGAACGAGCAGAAUGGAAACGAUGAUUCUGGGAGCGGCACAAAGAAGAAGAAGAAGUCCCGGUGGGCGGAUGAUGAGCCUAAGCCUUUGGUUCAGCUCCCUGAUUUCAUUAAGGAUAUCACUGGAGGUAUUGGGUUUGAUCCUGAGAUUCAGGCUUUGAAUAGUAGGUUGUUAGAGAUUAGUAGGAUGUUGCAGUCUCCUAUGACUUUGGAUGAUAGACCUGAGGGUGCUAGGUCUCCUUCACCUGAACCUAUAUAUGAUAAUAAUGGAAUAAGGAUUAAUACUAGGGAGUAUAGGGCGAGAGAGAGAUUGACUAAAGAGAGGCAAGAGAUUAUUUCUCAAAUUAUCAAGAAGAAUCCAGCGUUUAAGCCGCCAGCAGAUUACAGGCCACCAAAGCUUCAGAAGAAGCUUUAUAUACCAAUGAAGGAAUACCCAGGUUACAAUUUUAUCGGGUUGAUUAUUGGGCCUAGGGGGAACACUCAGAAGAGGAUGGAGAAAGAAACGGGUGCAAAGAUAGUAAUCAGGGGUAAAGGUUCUGUGAAGGAGGGAAGGUUGCAGCAGAAGAGGGAUUUGAAGGUUGACCCUUCCGAGAAUGAAGAUUUGCAUGUUUUAGUUGAGGCUGAGACACAAGAGUCGCUUGAUGCUGCAGCAGCAAUGGUGGAAAAACUCCUGCAGCCUGUAGAUGAGGUUUUGAAUGAGCAUAAGAGGCAGCAGCUUAGGGAACUUGCAGCCUUGAAUGGGACCAUCAGGGAUGAAGAGUAUUGUAGAUUGUGUGGUGAGCCGGGACAUCGUCAGUAUGCCUGUCCUUCACGUACCUCAACCUUUAAAAGUGAUGUUCUUUGUAAGAUAUGUGGUGACGGUGGGCAUCCAACUAUUGAUUGUCCAAUGAAGGAAACGACUGGAAAGAAGAUGGAUGAUGAAUAUCAGAAUUUCUUAGCUGAGUUGGGGGGUACUGUUCCAGAUUCAGCAACCAAGCAAAACUCUGCAGCUGGUUCAGGCAGUAGUGGAAGCAAUCCUCCUUGGGCUAGCAACAGUGGUGGUGGUGCAAGUGCACAUCCUGGAUUAGGUUCGAAUCCACUUAAGCCUACCAAGGAAUUUGAUGAUACGAAUUUGUAUAUUGGAUACUUGCCACCUACUAUGGAUGAUGAUAGUUUGAUCAGGCUGUUUUCAGCUUAUGGUGAUAUUGUGAUGGCAAAGGUUAUUAAGGACCGGGUUUCUGGAUUGAGCAAAGGUUAUGGAUUUGUGAAAUAUGCUGAUGUUCAGAUGGCUAACAGUGCCAUUCAAGCCAUGAAUGGUUAUCGUCUGGAGGGAAGAACAAUUGCAGUUAGAGUUGCAGGGAAGCCCCCACAGCCUUCUGUGCCUACAGGUCCUUCGGCAGUAACAGUGCCAACAUACCCUGCUUCAAGUCAACCAGUUGGCGCAUAUCCAUCUCAGCAAUUUACAACUGGUGGCCCCCUUCCAAAUGCAGCCCCUCCUACCUAUGCAGGUUCCCCAGUUCCAUGGGCAGCACCAGUUCCUAAUCCCUAUGCUUCUUAUGCACCUCCUCCGCCACCUGGAUCAACAAUGUACCCUCCCAUUCCUGGCCAGCCAAUGCCCCCAUAUGGCAUGCAGUAUCCCCCUCAAAUGCAGACAGCUUCACCUGGUGCUCCACCUCCACCUCCACUUCCACCUCCACCUCCACCAGCCACCCCACCAGGAGUGCAAUCUGAAAAUACUACCUCUGCUCCAGCUGUUCAUUCAAAUAUUUAUGGAAAUUCAAUGACUGCAAUGACUGCAAUGCCUGCAAAUUCACAGUCUGUAUACACAACAGCUUCAUUUAGUUACUCUUCUUACUACAAUGCAACUCCUCCUCCUGCACAUGCCCCAACAUCAGACCCUUCACAGAGCAUUGGUAAUGUUCCUUGGGCCCUAAAUCCGCCUGUGCCCCCCACUGCUUCUUCUGCAGAGAAGAAAGCCUCUGGUGCAGAUGCUGAGUAUGAAAAGUUCAUGGCAGAGAUGAAGUAACAUGGAUCUAUUCUGCUGAUGAUUCCUGAUUGAGGGGACUGAUGUUUCUUGGAGCCCUUCUGAACCUGAUUUCUUACCUCUUGUCAUGACUUUGUUGGAAGUUUGGGACUCAAUCUUUAACCUUGCUGUACUGUUAUGACAUUUGCAGAGACUUUUAUUGGAAGUUCAGUUCAAGCAGCCAUAUUUUGAAAGGCCACUCAGAUAUCAUUGGUGGCAAUAUUCAGGGCUUAUGUGAACUAGUUUUCUUUUGUCAUGGAUUUUUGUUGCUUCUUAUAUUUUUUCUGUUGACUAAUGUUUUACUUUUAUUGGUUUGUGAACUUUCAUCCACUGGAUGCUGACAAUUUCUCUUAUCUUAUUAUGCUUAUUCCUUAACUGUUUUGUUGAUUGACCUAGCUCUUCUAGCUAUUUCUC
This is a messenger RNA of Rubroshorea leprosula, 2779 nucleotides long. The record is from the annotation of a GenBank genome assembly. NCBI's taxonomy places the organism in Eukaryota, Viridiplantae, Streptophyta, Magnoliopsida, Malvales, Dipterocarpaceae.